Molecule: messenger RNA, 564 nt
Organism: Symbiodinium necroappetens
Lineage: Eukaryota; Dinophyceae; Suessiales; Symbiodiniaceae
Source: the annotation of a GenBank genome assembly
GUCUGGGACUCUUUGCCCUCGGCCGAGAAAGCGCGGCUCCACGAGCUCGUGGUGCGCUUGGAUGCGCAGCUCCUGAACGCACAGCCGGGCGAUCCGAGGAGCUUCUUGGUGCAAGCCAUCACGGAUGGAUAUCCAUUGACCACCUCGACCGUGUACCCUCACUUCUCCGGGGCCCGACCGGAGAAGGUUGCAGUGAAAGCCCCACGUGCCAUGGGCAAACAGGAGGCCAAUGCUGCCUGGCCGGAGCUGGAAAGUGCCCUGUUUCUGCCGGACGCUUUUGGCCUUCGCGGUCCAGGAGGAGACGAUGCGCGAUUGCAGUAUUUGCGAGAGCUGCUGGCCAGGGGUCUGGCGCCAGACUACAGUUUUCGAGGUCGGCCGUUGCUUCAUCGCGCUUGCGAGUCCGGAGACCUCCAACUGGCGGAGCUGCUCUUCUCUUGUGGCGCGGACCUGCAUGCGCGCGGUGGCGAAGAGAUGAGCUUGCCGAUCGAGGUCGCCUCCUGGUGUGGUCAGAUGAGCGUCCUCCGCCUGCUGCUGACGAACGGACUCAAGCAGGUGCUUGUAUAG